Messenger RNA from Drechmeria coniospora, 4845 nucleotides. RefSeq names its product fatty acid synthase subunit alpha reductase. Gene Ontology annotation, molecular function: fatty acid synthase activity; 3-oxoacyl-[acyl-carrier-protein] synthase activity; holo-[acyl-carrier-protein] synthase activity. The transcript has a single exon. NCBI's taxonomy places the organism in Eukaryota, Fungi, Ascomycota, Sordariomycetes, Hypocreales, Ophiocordycipitaceae. Gene Ontology annotation, cellular component: fatty acid synthase complex. Gene Ontology annotation, biological process: long-chain fatty acid biosynthetic process. The record is from RefSeq and is a predicted model, not a curated record. The coding region runs from base 1 to 4845 and encodes 1614 amino acids.
AUGAGAAGUCAUGAACCAACCGCGGGCGCUGAAGCAGCCUCCCUAAGGAACAAUGAGAUCGCCCGCACCUUGCUCAUAGAGCUUCUGGCCCACCAGUUUUGUUUUCCUGUGCAAUGGAUUGACACCCAAGAUUUGAUACUCGGUAAGAGGCGGAUAGAGCGGAUCGUGGAAAUAGGACCAGGAAGCACCCUUGUCAAUAUGGCAAAACGAACCAUAGCGCAAAAGUAUGCUCUAGGUGAUACCGCGCAGAACUUGCCGCGGCACCUGUUAAGCUUUCAUCAAAACCUAGACAGAAUAUGCUACGACCAAUUGGUUGAAAUUUCCAACCUGAAGGCAGCAUCUACCAUGUGCCAGACUUCGAACCAGGAGUGUACGACAAUGACUGCUACUUCUGCACCAACUGAAUCGACACCUGCUACUCAUGCACAAACCUCGGUCAUCCCCGCGCUGAGAGCGAGCACGGUCGAUGUUGAAGACAGGGCGGUCGAUGCUGCCAAGGUUGCCUCAAUGAUCAUUAGUCUUAGUUUUAAGAAGCCAAUGGAAGAGAUCAAUACAAGCAAGUCGAUCAAGGCACUCUCGGGAGGCCGCUCAACUCUGCAGAAUGAAAUCAUCGGAGAUUUGGCAACCGAAUUCGGUGCAAUACCAGAGGGCACCGAAGACAUGCCAAUCGAUGCAUUUUGCUCUGUCAUGCAAGAAACAUUCCCUGGGAAACUCGGAGCCAAGUCUUUAUCAUUGGUAGAAAAGAUGAUAUCACAAAGGUUCCCUGGGACAUUCCAGAACGGAGACAUUCGCCAACACCUGAAGCAGCGAUGGGGGUUCAAAUCCGGCCGUCAAGACAGCGUGUUGCUCAUGAUUGCAAAUUCACCGCCACAGUCUAGAUUACCAAAUGAUGCCGAUGCGAAAUCGUUCAUCGACAAUAUAGUGCAGCUUUACAUUACCAAAACUGGUCUUAUCCUGCCAAGCGAGUCAGCUCCCAUGGGUGGCUCUGAAAUCCACGAAAUGGUUAGCUCGGAGGUCGUCGAGUCCAUGGAAAGUAGACAAAAGACGGUCUUGGAGGAGCAGCUCCGACUUUACGCCAGGCUGAUUGGAGUUGACCUUUACACUCCUUACUCUACGCAACAUGCUCUCUGCCAACGUAUUUCCGAGCUGGAAGGCCAACUGGACGAAUGGAAUGUCGAGCAUGGUGAGGAAUACGCGUCCGGUAUACAGCAAAUAUUCUCACCGCUCAAGGCACGGCACUACGAUUCUUGGUGGAACUGGGCAAUGCAGGACCUCUUGGUAUUGAUAUCCAUGGUCUCCAAGUAUAAAAAGGGCAUUGAACCGAGCAUUGAGCGCCUGAAAAGUCGCGUGAUACAAAAGGCUCAUCCAAGGCUAAUUUCCACAGUCCGUCAUCUCAUCUCAGAGGCCUCUGAUAGCGAUGUCGCUGACAUGAUGGUCGAGAUCCUACCAAAUUGUGAGGCAUCCAUUAACAGGCAGGCCGCAGUUUACCGGAGCUGUCAGUCUAUGGCUCCAAUGACUGUUAUUGAGAGUUCCGGAAAAGUUGUUUACAGCGAGACACCGAGGCCAAAACAUGGAGGAUCCAAGCAUGGAGCCGAUCUUGACUCUCAUGACCGUCUGCUCAGAUUUGGUCGCAAGAGCAUCCAUGGCUGGGACUAUGACGACGAACUUUCUCGCAUCCUUCAUGACGUGCUAGGCGAUGCCACAACCAUGGGUCUCUGCUUCUCCGAGCUCAACGUUCUCGUCACGGGAGCAGGGGUCGGUUCAAUUGGCUGUGAACUCGUUGCCAAGCUACUCACAGCUGGUGCCCACGUGGUCGUGACCAGCAGUUCCUAUUCACCCAAGGUAACAAGGUUCUACCAGGACCUAUUCGCCGAGCACGGCGGUAAGGGUUCGAAACUAGUCCUGGCUCCUUGCAAUCAAGCCUGCGUCCGUGACGUUGAGGCAUUGGUCGAGUUCAUAUACUCAGAGACUGGUCUAGGAAUGGACCUAGACUAUGUCGUGCCAUUUGCAGCAAUUGUGGAAAAUGGCAAAAGUUUGGAUAGAAUCGAUUCACGUUGUGAGCUUGCCCACAGGGUAAUGCUCACAAACACCCUUCGAUUGCUAGGAGAGGUGAAGCAGCAAAAAGAAGUUCGUGGAAUUACGACACGACCAGCCCAGGUUGUUCUUCCUCUAUCUCCCAAUCACGGUUCAUUCGGCAGCGAUGGCCUUUAUGCUGAGUCAAAACUUGGCCUCGAGUCUCUGUUCGCCAAGUUCCAUUCUGAGGAUUGGUCUGAGUACUUGCUCGUUUGCGGCGCACUCAUCGGCUGGACUCGAGGAACUGGGCUGAUGUCUGACAAUGACAUCGUUUCAGAGGGCAUGGAAAAGCUUGGCGUUCGCACCUACUCUCGAGACGAGAUGGCAUUUAACAUUCUGUCGUUGAUGCAUCCAACGGUUGUAUCCUUGUGCAUCGAUGAGCCACUACUUGCCGACUUGAGCGGCGGCAUGGCUCUAGUUGCCGAUCUAAAAUGCCAUACCUCGAGGCUACGAGAUUCCAUCAAUCAGAUAAGCGAAGAGAGAAAAUCGAUGGCUUUGGAGAGCACCAAAGACAGUCCUUUUGUCGAGUUCGAGGCCGAUAUUGAACCGCAAGCCAAUAUUGUGUUUGAGUUUCCCCCCCUUCCUGACUGGACGGCAGAUAUCCAACCACUCACUGAACAGCUUCAAGGCUUGGUUGAUCUGGAUCGUGUUGCAGUCGUCACUGGUUUUUCGGAAGUUGGACCAUGGGGAAAUUCGCGAGUUCGAUGGGACAUGGAAGUUAACGGCACCCUCUCAUUAGAGUCGUGUAUUGAACUGGCGUGGAUCAUGGGCCUUGUCAAGGCCCAUUCGGGUACUAUUGAUGGUCAUCCAUAUUCUGGAUGGAUUGACGCCGCAACCGGUCAACCGAUCGAAGAUGGCAAAAUUCGAGAUAAGUACGAGACCUAUAUGCUCCAACAUUCUGGAAUUCGAUUCGCAGAGCCCAAGCAGGGCUCGCAGUCUUGGACGGACCUAGAGGCGCUUCAUGAAGUUGAGAUCUUGCGUGAUCAAGACCCCAUCGACGUCAGCAACGAAACCGCAGGCCAACUGCUGAUGGCUCAUGGCAACUAUGUUCAAAUCACAGCCAUUGAAGAGACUGGACAGUCCAGGAUCGUUCUCAAGAAAGGCGCAAAGAUCAUGAUACCUAAACUUCUGCCAACGCCGCAGACAGUUGCCGGACAGAUUCCCACCGGUUGGGAGCCAAGCACUUACGGAGUCCCUGAGGAAAUCAUCAUGCAGGUUGAUCCAGUGACACUAUAUGCCUUGGUUGCCGCCGCUGAAGCCUUUCAAUCGGCGGGGAUUUCGGAUCCUUACGAGCUCUACAACCACCUACAUGUCACCGAUGUGGCCAACUGUGUUGGUUCUGGGUUUGGAGGCAUCUCCAGCAUGCGAAAAAUCUUCAAGGAGCGUUACCAGGACCAACCAGCCGCAAAAGAUGUACUAGCUGAAUCAUUCAUCAGCUCCAGCAGCGCAUGGAUCAACAUGCUGCUUUUGUCUGCUGCUGGAGCCAACAAAACACCCGUAGGUGCAUGUGCUACAGCGCUCGAGUCCCUAGACACGGCCUGUGAUCUCAUACAGGCCGGGAAGGCAAAGGUUUGUCUGGCAGGAGGUUUUGAUGAUAUGCUUAAAGAAAUAUCCGAAGAGUUUGCCAAUCUGAAAGCGACAAUGAACGCGGACGAAGAUUUGGCAAGGGGCCGGGGGCCCUCUGAGAUGAGUCGGCCAGCAACAGCUACGCGCAACGGCUUCAUCGAGUCAGAAGGUGCUGGUAUUCAGAUCAUCACAUCAGCAAGCGUCGCUCUGAAAAUGGGAUUGCCAAUUUAUGGAGUUGUUGCGUUAACACGAACGGCCAUGGACAAAGCCAGCAGAUCUAUACCUGCUCCUGGUCGGGGUCUCUUAGGCGCAGCAAUCCAGCACCAGGACAAAUAUGAUUCACCACUCAUGAGCAUGGAAUAUCGAAAGAGGUCACUUCGCAUGAGGAUGCAGCAAGCUUUAGAAAUGCGCCAGCUACAACUGUCCUACUUGGAGGUGGAGAUUGACCAGCUCAAGCGCGAAGGCCACAAAGUCGAUGAGAAUGAGUACCGCCAGCAACGUGUAGACAGCAUCGAAGGUGACGCUAUACGUGACAAGAAGGAAGCGCAGAAUUUGUAUGGAAAUCAAUUUUGGAUUCACGACAACCGGAUUGCACCAAUCCGUGGAGCAUUGGCAGUUUGGGGCCUGACAGUAGACGACAUUGACGUCGUUUCCUUUCACGGAACCUCGACCAAGGCGAACGAAAGAAACGAGGCCGCGGUGAUUAAUGAGCAAUUCAGACAUCUCGGAAGAAAGAAGGGUAACGUUGUUCCUGUUGUUUGCCAGAAGGCACUUACUGGUCACCCAAAAGGGGCUGCGGGAGCCUGGAUGUUGAACGGCUGCAUGCAGCUCAUGCACGACGGUAAGAUCCCAGGGAAUCGCAACGCCGAUAAUAUAGAUGCCGCACUAGAGGAGUUCGACUACCUUGUGUUUCCCAACAAGAAUAUCGAUAAGCCCGAAGUCAAGGCUUUCAUUACGCAGUCGUUUGGAUUUGGUCAGAAGGGGUCAAUGGCUAUCGGCGUCCACCCAAAGUACCUCUUCGCGACGAUGCAGCAGCAGGAGUUCACAGAGUAUGAGCAGAAGCGUCGACAACGUGAAAGAAUGGCGAUACGGAAUUUUCACGAACGCAUGUCAAACAACAGUGUGUUUCAGGCCAAGGAAACGUCUCCACACGUAGCCGAUGAUUCGAGCAUUCUCUUGGAUCCAACAGUGCGAGCUGAGUGCUAG